Molecule: messenger RNA, 2121 nt
Organism: Gymnogyps californianus (California condor)
Lineage: Eukaryota; Metazoa; Chordata; Aves; Accipitriformes; Cathartidae
Product: cytochrome b5 reductase 4
Exons: 16
Coding region: 1-1572 (523 amino acids)
Biological process (GO): superoxide metabolic process; generation of precursor metabolites and energy
Cellular component (GO): endoplasmic reticulum
Molecular function (GO): heme binding; oxidoreductase activity
Source: RefSeq, a predicted model, not a curated record
AUGCUGAACGUGCCGCCGCAGGCCUUCCCCGCGCCCAGCUCCCAGCAGCGGGUGGCUGCGGGCGGCCGCGCCAAGGUACCUUUAAAACCAGGAAGGAGUCUUAUGGAUUGGAUUCGACUAACUAAAAGUGGGAAGGACUUGACUGGUUUAAAAGGGAGGCUAAUUGAAGUGACCGAAGAUGAGCUUGCUAAACACAACAAAAAGGAGGACUGCUGGAUAUGUAUAAGAGGAUUUGUAUAUAAUGUCACACCAUACAUGGAAUAUCAUCCCGGUGGUGAGGAUGAACUGAUGAAAGCAGCAGGCACUGAUGGUACAGAUCUCUUUGAUCAGGUUCAUCGUUGGGUCAAUUAUGAAUCAAUGCUGAAGGAAUGUCUUGUUGGGAGAAUGGCUGUCAAGCCUAUUGCUGCUCCAAAAGAGAUUUCUUCUACUCGGUCUGAAGAGAAGAAACAGCUUAAUGGUAUGCUUCCUGAGAAGAAAGUACUAGGUGCUUCUGCUAAAGAUUUAACUCCAAGUUAUGACUGGUUCCAAACAGAUAGUUUGAUCACCAUUGUCAUAUAUACUAAGCAGAAGGAUAUGAAUGCAGAGCUGGUGAUAGUUGACUGUCAAGACAAACGAUUAAGGGGAGAGAUCAUUGUGGAUGACCACUCAUAUCUUGUAGAAGUUGACUUGGAUCAUGCAGUUCAAGAAGACAUGGCUGUAAAUAUUGCUGAAAAAGUUGGGAAAGUAGAUAUUAUCUUAAAGAAAAAGGAUAACAUUCAUUGGAAAAUGCUGGGACAGCCCUUGGAGAGUCAUAGUACAUUUAUCAAACGCAUGGACAGAGGACUGUUCUACAGAAAAUGCAAGUUGGUUUCUAAGACGGAAGUUACCCACGACACCAAGCUCUUGUGCUUAAUGUUGCCUAAGAGCACACAUCUCUGUGUUCCCACUGGACAACAUGUUUACCUCAAACAAAUCAUUGCAGGGACAGAGGUAGUAAAACCAUACACACCUGUAUUGCCUUUUUUGCCACUGGAUUUCAAAGAACCAUCUCGCCAUGAUGGUGCACAUAUAUAUUUAAUGAUUAAAAUUUAUUCCUCUGGACUGUUCACACAGGCACUUGACCACCUACAAAUUGGAGACUAUAUUUCUGUCAGCAAUCCUGAAGGUAACUUCAAGAAGUCACAGGUUCAAACUUCAGAAGAUCUCUUUUUAUUGGCAGCAGGCACAGGCUUCACACCAAUGGUUAAACUGCUGAAUUUUGCUCUGACUGAAGUUACUUGCCUCCGGACAGUGAGGCUGAUCUUCUUCAACAAAACAGAAGAUGACAUGCUUUGGAGAAACCAACUAGAGCAAUUAGCUCUUAAAGAUGAAAGGUUUGAGGUUCAAUUCAUUCUUUCACAGCCAACAAAGGACUGGGUGGGUAAACAGGGGAAGAUUUCUUCAUCUCUUCUGUCUGAGUUUGUGAACAGAAGCAGAAAAGACUCCAAAGUGCUUAUCUGCAUCUGUGGUCCAACACCUUUUACAGAACAAGGAGUACAAUAUCUGAAGGAUCUUGGAUACUCCCAAGAAGAGAUACAUGCUUUUACUGCAUAAAUCCAUAUGAGGAUAUCAAUGUUUGUUUGUAUAAUUCAGUCUUAUUUAUUUAUCUUCAUGAAUUUAAAUAAGUGAGAAGCAAUUUUGUAAGACUUGAAAUUUCACUCUUGGUACCAAACUGUUUCUUGGAAGAAAUGUAUCUUUGAAAAAAUUUUAUACUGUGUUUUAUCUUGUUUUUGUAAAUAUUUUUGCUAAUACUUAAGUCAUCCAGGGUAUUAAUUUAUUGUAGAGGCAAGCAAAAAUGUAUACAUUAUGUAAGAUAUUUCAUGUUGUUCGUUCAUGAGAAUUCUUAAGUUUAUGACAAGCACUGGUUUAGGUUUUGACUUGAAAAAGCUUAUUAUUUGUUACUGUAAAAAGUCUUAAGAGCAAUACUAUCUGAAAUUAAAUAUUGCACUGUAACUCAGGUAACCGGUCAUUGAAAAAUACUCUUUUUCAUCUGAUACCUCUAUUUGACUUGCAAGUGAUCCAGAUAGAUUUUUGGCUUUGUAAACAACGAAUAAAAGUACCUUUGGUAAAUAUAAAAUUUACAUCAAAUAAUAAAAAAAUAAU